GUAGGGUUUAUUAAGUUUGUAUUAAAUCUAUUACAUUACCGCUGAAUACAUAAGAUUAAAAUAAACUUAAUUUUGAUUAUAACUAAACAAUUACAUAACUGUUAUUAAUUAUGUUUUGUAUGUACUGUAUUAUAAAUAUCAGAUAGUAUCAAUGUGCGUCAAAAUAAUAAUUCAGUGAAUUUUUAUUUUAAAAAUAAUAAUGGAUAUUAUUGAUAAUGUUCAAUUUAAUAAUAGUAGUCCUAUGGGUGAAUAUGCGGUGAUAGUGAACAAUAUUUAUUUUGGGUACCGGGAGCCCCACAAAGUGUUAAACGAUUUUUCGGUACAAAUAGCUAAAGGUCAAAUAUUUGCACUGUUAGGCUCAAACGGGUCGGGAAAGACUACUUUAUUAAAACUAAUUUGCGGUAGACUUGGCCCACAUUCGGGACAUAUUUAUGUUUAUGGCUGUCGGCCCGGUAGUAAAAAGUCUGAGAUACCGGGGUCCGCUGUUGGGUAUAUGCCUCAAGAGUUGGCGCUAUACGACAACUUCACGAUACAACAGACCCUCACAUACUAUGCCAUGAUAUACGGUAUGAGUGGACAGGCGUUAAGCGCUCGUACGGUUGAGUUGUCUCUUAUGUUGCGAUUACCGGAAUUGGAUAAACGGGUCGACCGUUUAAGUGGAGGGCAACGGCGUCUGGUCUCACUGUCCGCAGCACUCAUUUAUUCGCCCAAACUUUUAAUACUGGAUGAGCCGACGGUAGGGGUCGACCCCCUUCUCAGGCACCAGAUAUGGAUGUAUUUGCAGCAACUGUGCCGCGAAAAUGCCACAACAGUCAUAAUAAGCACGCAUUAUAUGGAAGAAGCGAAAAACGCCGGCGCCGUCUGUUUCAUACGUAACGGUCGACGUGUGGCCUAUGGGUCGCCCGAAAAGCUACUGGCUCUCCACCUGUGCCACACGCUGGAGGAGGUCUACUAUAACUCAUGCAUACAGUCUAAACCAGACAAUAGUGUCUUUCCCAAUGAAUUCGUAAUUAAUAAUCAUAAAGCUAAGGACCAAGUGCUGGAUGGGAAAGGCGUGUUUGCGUGGAACCAUAUGAAAGCACUGGUAUUUCGGGACAUUAUUGACAUCCGUACUAAAGCACUGGGAGUUUUACUUUACUUUCUGGUGCCAGUGAUUACCAUAUUUUUAAUACAUAUGACAUUCCAAGAGCCCCGUAACAUAGCUAUUGCUAUAGUAAAUGGCGACUCCCAGAGCGCAUCCCUGUCCACACAAUUCAUCGAUCAACUGGACAGUCAGUUAUUUGUCAAAACGUAUUACGAAGCAAACGGUACGGCAUAUGAGUCAGUAGUCUCGGGUCAAAACGUAUUGUCGAUUGUAUUGGACCAGGAUUUCGACGAUAGUAUCCGACAAUUAAUGGUACGCCCGCUAUGGGUGACCGAUAACCAGGUGAUGGAUAGUGCCACGAUCAAAUUAUAUAUCGAGAUGACUAAUCCGAUAGUCACCCAGUUCGCCAUUUACUACUUGAUACGAGCGUAUCAAACAUUUGCAAUGAACUAUAGCUCCUUCAUAGGACAUAACCCGGGCGCCUACAGCUCACCAAUCAAUGUCAUUGAUGACAAAGCACUGCCAGUGUUAGACCCUAACACCAUAUUUUCAGGAUACAUAUUACCAGGCACAAUUUUAAUCAUGAACCAAGUGACCACCAUGAUAUUCACCAUGGCCUUUGUGUUCAGUUUCUAUUACGAGAGACUGUACGGCACUUUUGACCGCAAUUUUGUGGCCGGGGUUACGCCACUGGCAAUACUAACCACACGCUCGGCGGUGGGAAUGGUCUAUAUUGUGAUACAGGCGCUGUUUAUGGCCGGCGCUACGUUUUAUGUAUUUGGCUACCCCUGUGACGGCCGGCUAUUUGACUGCGUUUUGCUAAUUGUAUUAAAUGGCGUGCAAUACAUGUGUUUCGGUACUACCAUUGCCAUAAUACUUAACUCGAGAUCUGCGUGUGUGUUACUUUGCUCCGGUAUGUUAUGGCCACUAGAGUCGUUGCCACCCCUAAUGCAAUGGGGAUUACAGUUUAUACCGAUUACCUCGGCCACCACUACCAUGAAUUUAAUUUUAGCCAAAGGCAAUAUGCAAAUGGCUACC
Molecule: messenger RNA, 2122 nt
Organism: Oppiella nova
Lineage: Eukaryota; Metazoa; Arthropoda; Arachnida; Sarcoptiformes; Oppiidae
Source: the annotation of a GenBank genome assembly